Caenorhabditis bovis is the source of this 3345-nucleotide messenger RNA. Lineage: Eukaryota; Metazoa; Nematoda; Chromadorea; Rhabditida; Rhabditidae. The record is from the annotation of a GenBank genome assembly.
AUGGGUUUAACACCAGUAUUACUAGUCGUCUUUUUACUGGCCAAUGUGGUAUCAGCGAAUAUUUAUAGCUGUGGAGGAUUUGUACGUUCUUCGGGUUCAUCACAGGUCGAUUACUCUAGAAUAACGGUAAAAUUAUUAAAUGCCGAAGGAAAUUUAAAACAUGAAGAAGAAGUGAAUCCCUCCAAUGGAUAUUUUAUGAUUCCAGUUUACAAUAAAGGCCAGUAUUCUCUAAAAGUUUCGUCUCCAGAUGGAUAUUAUUUUGAGCCAAGCGUUUUCAAUUUUAAAUUGGAUGGCGUUAAUGAUGUUUGCUCGAAGAAUGAAGAUAUCAUUUUCAAUUUAAGUGGAUUUUCUAUACGAGGAGUUGUUGACGGCGCUGGUGCCGGUUUGCGGUUAGUACUUCGCCAAAAUGGAAAUGAGAUCGACAACGCCGUGACAAAUGAUGGUGGCAAAUACGAGCUGAAGGCGCCCUCAGGAACCUAUGAAGUUUCGACAGGAAAGGGAUCAACAGAAUGUAUUUCUCGUGGAAAAGCCACUGUCGUCGUUUCUGGAGCACCGGUUGAUGUCACCCCAAAUCUCAAAGUUUCCGGUUAUCAACUGAACAUCCACACAAAAACUUCGACUGGCAAAAAUUUCGGAUACGUGCGGAUUCACGUUUUCGCUGAGAAACCCAUUGACCUUCCAAAUGUUUUAUGCAAAAAGAUUGAUACGUUCGAAAGCGUCCCACGAUCUCAUCCAUAUGCUUGUGAUAUGGGAACCACUGAUUCGCAAGGAAAAUUAAGCAUUCCAUGCGUGCCUGCAGGCCAAUAUUAUGCGGAAGCAAGCUUCGAGAAGAAAAACGAAUUUUCGGUGAAAUUCACUCCGAACGCUCAUAAGGUUACCAUCUCGAAAUCUGCCGAAAAUCUUAAAUUUGUUGCCGAAUCGGUUUCAACUCAAGUUCAAGUUACCAACAAUGCCAGAAUUCUCUCUGGCGUUGAUGUAGUCGUUGAUGGAACAAUUGUCGCCAAGACUGAUAAAAAUGGGUUCGCAUUACUAACUGGUUUGAAGGAUGAAACGACAGUUACAAUCACGGCAUCUGCAAAAAACACACAAUUCUCGAAAGGAAGUGUUAAUGUUAACCUGCCAAAUAUUAAGGUCUCGAAUAUUCAAGUUGAGAAAUUUGAAAUUUGCGGAAGCGUUGAAAAAUCUGAGAAUGGAAUUAUUGAAAAACUCCAGUUCAUCAAGACAAAAGACAACAAAAAAGUUGAUGUUGUGCCGAAAACUGAUGGAUCAUUCUGCUAUGCAGUUACUCCUGGGAUAUAUACAAUUAAGCCAUCGGAUACAACUUCUUCAUUGACACCACAAUCUCUCGAUGUGAAUGUUUCGGAAAAACCAGUAACUGGGCUUCAAUUUACGCAUUUCAAAACUGAUGCCAAUAUUCGUGUGUCGUGUAUUGGAGCCUGUCCGCUGGCAAAGGUUUCUCUGUACCUUUCUGGAAACAAUUUGAUCCGUACAGUCGAAGGAACCGAUGUCUUUGAUAUCAAAAAUAUUGGACCUGGAAACUACCAAGUUAAACUUGAUGAUGGAGGUCGCGGAUGUUGGGAGCAUAAAGAAUUACCGUUGGUAAUUUCCCAAUCGAAGAACGUUCCUUCCGUUCAUUUUGUUCAAAGUGGAUUCAAUACGAAAUUAUCGAUUUCUCAUGAUGCGAAUAUCAAAUGGGCUAGUGUUGACAAUAAACAACUUCACGGCACGGCUAAAACUUCUGGUGGCGAGGUAUUCAUCUGUCUUCCAACUUCUGGGCGUUUCACGUUCACUUUGAGUUCGUGCUACAAGUUUGAAAACCAGCACUUUGAUAUCAAUGUGCCAUAUGAGGGUGUUCAUUCGGAACGCGCAAUUGCUGCUAGAUUGGGCGGCAUUGUCGAUUUAGAAGGAGACAAAACUUCAGCAACUUUGAUGAAGAUCAAGUCGAAUGCUGGCGACAAAGAAGUUUCGGUAUCAUCAGAAGGCAAAUUUGUGUUUGAUGAGCCAUUGACUUCAGUUGGAGAGAAAGUGAAAUUCAUUCCGUCAUCAAACAAACGGCUCUUUGAACCAACAUCAAAGACGAUCACAUUUAGCGGAAAAUGUGAUGAGAAUGUGGUCCAGUUUAAGUCAUUUCGUGGAAUUUUCAUUGAUGGAACUAUUCGUCCAGCUGUUCAAGGCGCUAAGAUCGAAGCUGUUCUUAAAUCCGACAAAAGCGUGGUUAUCAGCGCCAAUUCGGAUAAAAAUGGAAAUUACAAAAUUGGUCCAGUGAAGCGAGUUGAAGAUUAUGAGAUUUCUGCGAAGCUUGAUGGUUAUCGUUUCAACCCGAAAGGAAGUUCUGGGAAUUUCGAAAGUGUUAAACUCAGUCAACUAAACAUUAAAGUGGUUGAUGAGGCUACCGAUGAGCCGCUCGAGGAUGUUCUCUUGUCAUUGGUUGGUGGAAAGGGACUCGAUUAUCGUUCGAACACAAAUCUUGAUUCAACUGCCCAGAAGAAUUUUGUCGCAUUAGCACCAGGAGAAUAUUUCGUUCGCGCAAUUCUUCAAGAAUACAAGUUUUCUCCAACAACAAGCACUAUUGAAGUGAAAGAAGGUGUUCAUGAAAACGUUGUGCUCAAAGGAAAGAGAGUUGCUUACAGCGUGUUCGGAAAGAUGCGUGAAAUGUCUGGAACACCGGUACCAAAUAUUGUGAUUGAAGCACUUUCUUCGGAAUGCGAUCAGCAUCAAUCUGAAGCUGUCACAGAUAAUUCGGGUUAUUUCCGACUACGCGGACUCCAUCCGAACUGCAAUUACAAGGUUUAUGCGAAAUCAGAUGCCGAUGGCCUGACUGCUCCGCACAGUUUUCCGAGACAAUUCACAAUUGCUAUGACCGCUUCUGAUGUAAAGGGAUUGGAGUUCAUUGCAACUCCAAUUGAAAAGACCACUGAUAUGGCUUUGGAGAUUGAUUUGAGUGCUGUAAAGGAUAUCCAAUCAGUGAAGGUGAUUGUGAACAGAGGACAUGAUCACAUUCAAACUACUUCCGUUCAACUCCCACAGCACCUGUUCUACAUGUCGCAUUUGCCCAGAGACGGCGCCGAGUAUAGCAUUCGCGUUGAGCCGGAAAAACCGCAUCAUGCAUUUGUCGCCAAGACUGUAUUCUUCACAGCUGACGUGCCAAUUCGAGUAAUUAGAGUUCCACUAACAUCGCAGAAGAAAUCCGGAGAGGUCGAAAUUAGCGUCGGAUCUUUGUUCGCGCCUGUUUUCUUUAUUUGCAUUGCACUUCUAGUAUUUAAUCAGGAUCGAGUCUUCGAGGUAAUUCAUUCGUUCAUAAAUUCGUUAAGACAAAGCACAGAACAUCAGAAGAAACGGAAAUAA